Molecule: messenger RNA, 744 nt
Organism: Cylicostephanus goldi
Lineage: Eukaryota; Metazoa; Nematoda; Chromadorea; Rhabditida; Strongylidae
Source: the annotation of a GenBank genome assembly
AUGAGAUGCUCAUCGGGUGCUGAUGAUGGCGGUAGAGCCCGUUUGAUAAGCGAUGCAGCCAGGGCGACUGCGAGCAGUGUACGACUCAGGCAUGGAUUAACAAAAUCUGCACUAUCCAUGGCUUCAUCUCUUGUCGAGACCAACUAUGCUGAUGGUUCUGCACCUAGACAUGAGACUGAGGCGCAUGUAAGCGAUUUUGUUGCCUUUUUUAUCAAAUAUUUGAUGUGGUUUGAGCUCUGCGAUAACAUAGUGAGCUUCGAUAUUUGUAUACUGCGCGGUGAAUGGGAUAAAUGUACACCUCUGCUUGAAAACAUUGAAGUUCUUGACGAAGCGGAAGCCGUGCUUCGAAAAAGUCUAUUCACGGCCGUCCGUGGAGAGCUGACUUCAGCACGAAAUCUUCUUGAAAACUCAUAUUCAAGAUAUGAAACGCCUGCAACUAUGUUCACGCAUCUGAGGCUUCGUUUACAACUGGCAAUGAUUCUCAGCGCAGAAUGUCGAUGGAGCGCCGCCACAGAGAUGCUGCAAGGCGUUUGUGAAGAAGCGAAUAGUAUCGAACAACGGAACGUAGCCGCUAUGGCUCAGAGAAGGAUUGCUGUCGUUCAGCUUAUGAGCGGAGACCAUCAAACAGCGUUGAAAAGUUUGUUGGAAUGCGAAGCAUCCAUUACUCGUUACUGUUCCAUACUGGAAAGAGCGCUCUUUUCCAUCGCAUUGGCACAGAUACAUGCGGCAGAGAAGAGGACUAAA